This is a messenger RNA of Centropristis striata (black sea bass), 7950 nucleotides long. RefSeq names its product formin-binding protein 1 (gene fnbp1b). The transcript has 19 exons. Bases 292 to 2322 code for a protein of 676 amino acids. Gene Ontology annotation, molecular function: protein binding. The record is from RefSeq and is a predicted model, not a curated record. Gene Ontology annotation, biological process: signal transduction; endocytosis. Lineage: Eukaryota; Metazoa; Chordata; Actinopteri; Perciformes; Serranidae.
UCGCUUCCUCUCCUGCUCUCUGGGAUUCUUCCUCCUUCCAAACAAACCGAGAAUUACCUGCUAAAACACUGUGCAGCUUCUUUGUUAUUGUGUGGGAGUGGGGUCAGCGGACAUUGUUCCAAACCCAGACACUAAUCUGCACUUGCGCCGCUUUGGAUACCUCGGGAAAUGGCUCUUCCAACCUAACCUCAGCCUCUUUGUUGUGCUGCUUUUGGGGGACUUGGAUGGACAUUUUCUGGAUUUGGAUAUUUCAAAAGGGUACACAUUCUACACGGAGACACGCUGGAUAAGAUGGUGCCCCUGCAAAAAAGGGAUCAGUUUGACAACUUGGAGAAGCAUACACAGUGGGGGAUCGAAUUUGUGGAGAAGUACACCAAAUUUGUAAAGGAGAGGUCAGAGAUCGAAACCAACUAUGCAAAACAAAUUAGGAAUUUAUCAAAGAAGUAUCAACCCAAGAAGAACUCUCGAGAGGAGGAAGAGAGCAAGUACUCCUUCUGUCGAGCCUUCCUGACGUCACUUAAUGAGUUAAAUGACUACGCGGGUCAACACGAGGUUAUAUCGGAGAACCUGACGUCUCAAAUCAUCACCGAGCUUUCACGCUACCUGCAGGAGCUCAAGGCUGAGAGAAAAUCGCACUUCCAUGAUGGGCGUAAGGCACAGCAGCACAUUGAGAGCUCGUGGAAACAGCUGGAAUCGUGUAAAAGAAGGUUUGAGAGGGACUGCAAGGAGGCAGAUAGAGCACAGCAAUACUUUGAGAAGAUGGAUGCUGACAUUAACGUGACUAAGGCUGACGUGGAAAAGCGAAGUUCCCACAAGGCACGACAGCAAGCUCAGAUGAGGCACCAGAUGGCUUCGGACAGUAAGGGCGAAUACUCCUCCUACCUGCAAAAGUUCAACCAGGAGCAGAAUGAACAUUACUAUACAGUUAUCCCCAACAUAUUCCAGAAACUUCAAGACAUGGAGGAGAAAAGAAUCGACAGGAUAGGAGUGUGCAUGAAGACGUUUGCAGACGUGGACCGCCAAGUGCUGCCCAUCGUGGGGAAAUGUUUAGACGGCAUGACGAAAGCUGCAGAGUCCAUCGAGCCCAAGACUGACUCGAAGCAGGUGGUGGAGUCCUACAAGUCCGGGUUCGAGCCCCCGGGAGAUGUGGAGUUUGAGGAUUACGGCCAAGCCAUGAAAAGAACUGCAUCCGAGACCAGCCUGUCCAACGCCAGAGACAAGGAGAGGCCUGCUGGCAAGAGCAAGGGCAAACUGUGGCCUUUCAUUAAGAACAAGAACAAGCUUAUGUCCCUGUUAACGUCCCCCCACCAGCCCCCACCUGCCCCCCCAGCCUCAUCCCCGCCCUCACCCUCUGCUGUUCCCAACGACCCCCAGUCUCCCAAGCAGCAAAAGGAGCCCCUCUCCCACCGCCUCAACGACUUCAUGACCUCCAAACCCAAAAUGCACUGCCUCCGGAGCCUGAGGCGAGGGCAGCAAUCCCCGCGCUCGCUCAUUUGUCACAAAGAGCUUAUGAAGAGGACUCUGGGUCGGCCCACAUAUGCUUUCGAAGCCAGACAAUAUGUUCUUUCUCUCAAGCUGAUCACACUCAAUUCCCACGUCCGGAAUCUCAUUGAGGGUUCUGGACCAGAGGACUUCAGCCACUUGCCACCAGAACAGAGGAGGAAGAAGCUGCAGGGGAAGAUAGAUGAGCUGAAUAAGGAUAUUCAAAAAGAGAUGGACCAGAGGGACGCUCUAACUAAGAUGAAAGACGUGUACGUGAAGAACCCUCAGAUGGGGGACCCGGCCAGCGUCGACCCUCGGCUAUCAGAAAUAGCCCAGAACAUCGAGAAGCUCCAGUUUGAAACGCAGAAAUUUGAGGGCUGGUUAGCAGAGGUGGAGGAAAGGAUGCCAUCCAAGAGUGAUACUCACCGGAGAAGUGGACUCUAUGAGACCCAGAACAACACAACAGUGAGCAACAACUGUGCACAGGACAGAGAGAGCCCGGAUGGCAGCUACACGGAGGAGCAGAAUUCAGAGACUCAGGUCAAAGCCAACAUCAACCCCAUCCCCCCCACCUCCAGCACGCCAGAGUUCGACGAUGAGUUUGACGACGAGGAGACCCUGCCCACCAUCGGCACCUGCAAAGCCUUGUACCCGUUUGAAGGUCAUAACGAGGGCACCAUCUCAGUGGCAGAGGGCGAGCUGUUGUACGUCAUAGAAGAAGACAAAGGAGACGGUUGGACACGAGUCCGCAGAAACGAGGACGAGGAGGGAUACGUCCCCACAUCCUACGUCGAGGUCUUUUUGGAAACAAAUGCCAAAGGUGCUAUGACAUACAUUUAACUUAGCAAGUGUGUGUUUCUGUAACUGUGAGUCAGUACAUUUCCACUCACGGCUACAAGACUGGGGCAAGUUAUAGAGAUUGUUACUGGUAGCUCAGAUAAGACCACACACACACACACACACACACACACACACACACACACACACACACAUACACACACACAGACUUCCUGUCUCUCUCAGAGGGAAGGACCAAUCAGAUUGUGCCUCAUGUCGGUUGCUGUUGCUGAUAGUGUGAGUGUGUGUCACUGUUCACUGUUGAGCUCUGAAAACAUUUGGUAAUGUUUAGGAAAUGACACUGAAUGCGAGCUGAGCCAGACGGGUGUUGUGUACAAGAAGGAAGUGUGUGAAAAGAAGCUUCUAGUUCCUCACUUCCCAUUCACUGCUGUGCCACCUAGUGGUCACACAAAAUAACACAUCAGUCAAAGCUGAGCAUGACAGGACGAAUCACCUACAGACAAUGAUCACAUGUACAUUUCAAACACAAAGUACUUGAUUUCUUUUAUAUAUAUUUUGUGGGUUUUUUUGUUAAGAUUUCAGAUAACAGUAUUCCACUCAAAUUCACAUGCUUUUAAUGAUGAUCCACAAACUCAGAAGAAUUAGUAUGUUAAUAAGUCUGAGCUGCGUGAAUGUAUGCAGCAAGUGAAAGUUAUUGUGUUUUGGUCACUUGUUGUCCCCUAAACGGAAAAGCAUGCUCAAUGUGCAAUCACGCAGACGUUAUUUCAAUCUACUGUAAAUUAUGAAUACAUAUAAAAAGAUAUUUUUGUAGGCUAAACAGAAGAAAAAAAUAAAAAAUGCGCCCCCUUCAAAAUGUUGCAUGCUGUAGAUUAAUCAUAGUGCUGUUACAACAUGAGAGUUGUGAAAGUAAUUAUUCUGCCCUAGUUAGGGGUAAUUUUAUAAAAAAAAAAUUAAUGAAAUUUAGUAACUUAUAGCCCUCUUAAAAUGUACUUUCUUUUCUUUUUUUAAUUCACCUUUUUUAAUUGAUAGUGUCGGGCUGUUCUGGUCCUUUUUUCCAGGCCAGUGGUAAAGGAUUAAAGGACUGAGAGUUAGCUGUACUAAGCUAUAUGGUGAGACUGGGCUGAGAUAUGGAGCUGGUCAUGACUUUAAAGCUUUGUGGUUUUCUUGUAGCACCUCCGUGCAUUUACUGUAAAAGCAUGGUGUUUACGGCCUCUGUGUCAUUUCAACUCUGCAGAGACAUUUUGAGCCUGUUUAGACCUGACAUUAACAUGCAUCCUGGGUGAUCCAACAACAAGUAGACAGCUUUAAAAACAUCUAUUUGCAUAUAGAUCACUAAAUUUGAUCUGGAGUAAACACAUGGCUAAUACAGCAUGAUUACAUGAACAUGAAUCUGUGCACAUAUCUAGACUUUUAAACUGUGUGACAGUAAUGCUGAGCUAGUGCAGUUUGCAGGAAGUUGUUCUUCUGCAAGACACAACAUUUAUUUUCCAAAACACCUGCAUCUGAGAUAGUUGGAUAUGCAAAUAUGUCAAUUUAAAACUAAAAACUAAAAGGUUACCAUUUGCCAGUGGUCCCUGCAGACCUCUGUGCUGCUGAAACCACUGCUUAUGCUGUUAAUGUGUCAGAUAUGUGUAGAGCAACGAAAUCACCAAAACAUUCAAAACAAAAGAUUUGCUUUCAGUGGUUUCUGUGACAUGAGAAACACAGCAGGCAGGAAUGCACUUUGUUUACUUGCAGAGUGCUUGGCUGCUUGUCUAUUUACAUGAGGAUCGGCAUGAAUCUCCCCAGGUCAAAGAGUCAGUUAAGUAGGCAGUCCUUAAUGUGGCCCAGGACACAUUCAUAUCCACACAUCUCAAAGAAUGUGAUCUCAAAUGCGUCCUCAAGGCGUUCCAAACGCGUUCUCACCUGUACCCAGAGAUGUAAACUUGUGGUCAGAUCACGCAUGUUAAUUUUAGGUCGGAACAGAGCCUCUGUGCUACUUUUCAAGAUUGGCUUUGACUCAGAAAUCAUCUUUCAUAACUCAUUACACAAGCCUUUGUUUAACUCCUUUUAUCACUUUUUUGCAAUCAGCUUUGAUGGCUUGUAACUGACACAGCAUGAGGUUCUUGUGCAGGAUGUCAUUUCACGCCAGAGCUGUAAAUACACAUUUCACGUCUCCUGCAGUUUUUGAAAUCGAACAGCAUCUGAAAUGUGUUGCAUGCUGCAGCAUUUGUGGGAUUUUAUGUCCUCGUCAUGACCCGAAUUUCAGCAUGUUGUGACAAAGUGAAGUGGCUGUAUUCUCAAAUUGGAAGAAGCUGAAAGGUUUUUAGUUAAACACAUAAAUAUUUGUUAAUUGAAGUCUUUGACACAUUCAGUGUGUGCAGAUUAAACAGCAUUAUCUGUCAGUUUAAAGUAGUUUUAUACACACACAACUUCUUUCUUCCUCUUCUCCAUAUCUGAAUGUUUGGGUGUCGAUUUACCUUUAAAACCAUCUAACUUUUCUUUUUGUCAUUUUUUUUUGUUUGUCCGUAUUUUUCUUUUUUUUUUCUUUUUUAUUGCAGAUUCCUAAAAGUGUGAGGCUGGCUGAGGAAUGGCAGGGCAAGCAGCCUCGGAGAAGCCACCGUGUUCUUCCUCACGCGCUCACAGAGUCAGAGAGAGAAAGUGAAAGAUGACCCGAAUCUGAUUUGAACGCAUCUCAAUUUCCAAACCAUUACAAAACAAAACUUAUCGGCAGCGUUGCGCCUUCCUCUGCAGAACUCUGCGAUAAGAGAAAUCCAUCUAAAUUUUAGCGCUCAUAACCUUUUCCAUUCUUAACACCCAUACAGCAGUCACAACCACAGUAUACAAUUUGCUUUUUGUUGUUUUCAGCAAAGCUUUGCUUCUUAAUGUAACUAACUCUGCUUGCACCACGCGCGGUCAUGAACGUGGCUGUUGGCUUCCUCACUCUGAACGCCUCCCCCGGCUCUGCCACUUCUUUAUCCUUACCUUUGCCCCCAUUGCACACACACACACACGGCGGAGGGUGUGGUCAGAGACAGGAUGGAGACCAGCAGGAGCCUUAAGGACAAAAGACCUGCACCUUCAUCUGGCGGUGUGUAUGUGUGUGAACUCCUCACUCACUCUUUGACUCAGAGGAGAAUCAUCUACCCACAUCUGGAGCUUUAAAACCUUCAUGAUCACCCCUCUACCACUAAAAUCAGCUCCAUUUUUGCAGGUUUCAGAAGAAGAAGGUGCUAAUCAUCUUUCUGUAUGUUAUAUACUUCUGUUGUGUCUGUUUGAGCUGAAUGUUUGUAUGCAUCAGUGUUGUCACGAUACUGGAGUUUCUAACUUUGUUACAAUACCUUUUAAAAAAACACUGGGAAAAGCUGGCAACAUUGAGGGCAUAAAAUGUGAGGUUUUUUAUUCAAAGAUUAAUAUUAGAAGGCCAUUAACAAGACAUGGCAUCGUGGUUUCAUUCCCAACUUGUCAGAUUGAGUGAACAAACCCAGAUUUCGUGUGAACCAAGAGUCAAAGUUGUUAUUUGGAGUCAACUGGCAUGGCAAUAAAUUAUUAUAGAAUGAGAAGAGUGGUGAGAAGAGAGCACAGUAAGUGAGAGGAGGCGGGGCUAUAUAGUGCCUAUAACCUUAGGAUACAGAGGCUACGAUACGUAUAACAAUACUCGAUUUUAAAUUACAAUCAUGUCCUACAUAGAAUUUACUACAUCUGUUCUUUAUUAUUCUAUAUUUCAGUGAUUGCACAACCUUAACACUUUAAAUUCAGGCCGACAGAUCUUCAAAGUAAUAAAAAUUAUAAUAAAGCUAAAGUUACUUUAAAGGCAAAUAAAAAUAUUUGCACACUUUUAAACGUAAAAUGGCCUUUCUGUGGCCUAGUAAUGGGCUUGUAACUGAAAGGUUCGGCGGUUCGAAUCCCCGACUUCCCUGGGCAAGGCACCUAAUACCCUACUGUCCUAGAUGGAUGGGUUUAAUGCACAGGAAAAAUUCACUACUCGCUGUGUCGGUGUACGUAUACAAAAAAAAAAAUUAAUAAUCUUGCUGCGUUAUCAUCACAGUAGCCUCUGCACCGAUACACAUGUCAGUAAGGAAUACUUCACAGUAUUGCCAUAUCAGUUAUUGAGAGAAGCCUUAAAGUGUGCUGCAGCGGUGUGUGUCGGAGAGAAGAGAGAGCAGAAAAGCGUAUUGAAACAGUUGAAACAUUCAGUAUCGAUAAAUUGAUAUUUUUGACAACACUAGUAUGUCUGUCUUAUUUUAAAGAUCUUGUGUGUUGUAAAGUCCAGUUUUCUCCACACCACAACCACCCCUACAUAUCCAGGACCAGCUGGAGAGAAAGAGAUGGACGCCUCGCCAUCUUUCUCAUCCUCCAACUCUUGUCUUGUCACUGGUGUCUGUUCCUGUCUCUGACCACACCCUCCCUCACCUCCACCUCAACGGCCUUUCCCCUCCUGAGGCGGCUCAGGCUCUCCCUUGGCUGCUUUGAGCCCCCUCCUCCCCCCCCUUUUUUAUUUAAUUUUUUUGCAAUAGCAGGGGGCCUCUCAGCGUUGUGGUGUGCUGCAUGCUUGCCCUGUCUUCCUCCUCGCCCCUCUGCUGGCAACCUGGAGCAGGUGUCGGGGGGUUACGGCCUCUCUCACCUCCAGCUUUUCUGUUAAGUUAACCCUCAUUGCCUGGUCGUACUGUUUGGAUUAACCUGAAUGCUACUGUUUGGGUUCGGUGCCUGUGUUUUUUUUAAAAUCUCUUUUUGUUCAGACAGCAUGUUUUUAACAGCGACUGAGUGAUCUCCUCCCAGCGUUCCCCAGUUUAAUCUCACAAACUGUCAGUAAAAGGACGAUAGGGACCCGAAAUGUUGUUUAUUUCUGAACGAUCUCAUGCAUAGAUAGGUCAUGGAUGUCUCGUGCAUUUGUUUUACUGUAAGUACACAGUACAGUAUGUAUGUAAAAAUGUUAGUAUUGUAUGUUUUGAUCAGAGUGUCUAACACAAGUUGUUGUUAGUUUACAGUUAAUCAGCUGAGUGGAAAAUGUCUCCGCUUGGUCCAAGCAACAGUUUCACCCAAAAAUACCACCUAUGAAGUUAUGAUUUACCUGAUGUUUUUAGGAUGGUCCACUAAAACUGUCUACUGUAUAUGAAAAUAUACUGUGAUCCAUAUUUUUGUGACUGAAAUGUGACCCACCUGUUUUGGGUUUUUUCGGAGAGAAAGGAUGAUUUUAUGAUGAAAGGAAUAAGAUGUGAUUUUCUCAAAAAACAAAGUUUGGGGGCAAAUUUCAGAGUUUUUAUAAUCAAUGUCCACUGAUUCCCCCCUUCCUGCUCAACGGCACAUAAUGUACGUGAUUUUAACAUUUUUGUUUUGUUUUAUAUAUUUGAUGAGAUUCAGCUUUCUGUUUUGUUUUCUAAAGCUGGAAGUCUAUGUUGUAGCUUAUUCUGCCUGAACGGGACUGAAAUCCCUUAACUGCAAAUAUGAGUAACAAUGAAAUUGUUUUGAAUGAAGCCAUUCUUAAAUAUUCAUCUGAUGCAGCAUGUUACGAACAUUUGGACUCCUAAUGGAAGGAAUGAUCAAAUCCCUGCUGAAUCGAGCUUAAAAAGUACCACGUUGUGCUUGUUUCACCACCCAUCGCUCGAUAUGUCAAGAUAUCAAACAAGCCACUUUUGUUCCUCACAUUUUUUUAUUUUUACAAUGAUAAAUCUGAUGAUCGCUCUGCAAUGA